UUAUAACUGGCCUUAUCACAUGAGGCGGAAAAUAUAUAUCAUGAUAUUAAAUCAGUGUCGGAACGAUAAAAUCGUGUAUCCAGAACAUUGUAAUCGUUAUUGGGCAAAGCAAGUCGCUCAAGAAAUGCUAUAUACAUCCGAUGCUAUGUACAUUAAAAUUCCUGCUGGUAUUGGAAGGUGUAUCGAAUUGGUGAUAAACAACGUGGCUAAAGUGUCUUUUGAAAAUCCUAAAAUAACAAAUAUGCUGUGCACGUACAAGGAGUUUUUUUAUGCUCACAAUCAUUAUGAUUAUAAAGACGAUCAAAAUAACAAUGAUAACUUUGAGCAUAGGAUUAGAGCAUAUUUUUUCAUUUGGCGCGAAAGAGAAUGCAAGAAAAUGCACUAUCAAGCACAAAACUCGGUGCGAUACUGCAAAUCAUGUGGAUGUGUCACGUGCAAAUGCCCGGUUGAAGAAUGUGAUGUAAUUUAAAAAGUGCGAAAAAACGUUUAAAAAAUGGAACAUUUUGAGCGUGAGCUGUUGGACCAAAUUGACAGGGUCGCUACCUUGGGCGAUUGUUUUGAGUGGUUGCAGCGGUGCGACGAGUGUAUCGAACGACUCGAGGAACAUAGCCGCGUCAAGCGCCCUCGACUCAACGUUGGACAAAGACAAUCUUUGGUGGCGAGAAUCGCGCGACUCGCGGGUGAAAACACGCGACUGCAAAGACGUUUCGUGCACGUCGGUGGUAAUUACGCGAGUGACAACGCGGACAGACUCGUGUGGCGAGAGAUUGACACCGCGUUUGAGAAUCGUGUUCUGACAGGAGCGGUUAUCAAUGCGAACUACAUUGAACCGCGAAAGUUUUUAGAAGACGCUGGUGGUAUAGUACUCGAGCAAGUGCGGGACGCUAUCGAAAGACACAACUCUGUGAAAGUGAACACCGCAUUCAAUGGCGUAUUUGUAACGGGCGACAAACGCACCAAUAAAAGUAUUACCACGAAAAACAGUGAUCUCUUUAGAACAUCAGACUUGGAUGAGUGGUACGAACGGUGCGUUAUCGAGCCCACGCUAGCAUUGCUCGAGGAAUUUCAAGAACGCGAUAGUGGGUGGGCGUUGUCGCGUAUACAGAAUUUGACUGUAAACGUGAAUAAGUACAAUUCUAUGCGUGUGGGAUAUCACGUGACAUUACCGCGAGAAAUAAUGACGAAGCGUGCGGUUGUUAACGUGAAAUCGACGGACAAUGCUUGCUUUGCGUGGUCUGUGAUAGCCGCUCUAUAUCCCGCAGAAAGAAAUUCAGAAAGGGAGUCAUCGUACCCUCAUUAUACAAACGUUCUGAAUUUCGAUGACAUUGAGUUUCCAAUCGCGUUAAAAGACAUUAAAAAAUUCGAGAGACUAAAUAAUAUUUCGGUCAACGUCUACGAGAUCCAAAAGGAUCAAACUGAAACCUAUAAAAUUCUCCCGCUAAGACUCUCCAACGACAAGAAGGAGAAGCAUGUUAAUCUGCUAUACGUGCAAGAUCCACGCGAAGACAACGUGGGGCACUUUGCAUGCAUCAAGGAUCUGUCUCGCCUAGUGAGCUCACAACUCAGUAAAAAAGAACACAAAAAAUAUAUUUGUGACCGGUGAGUAAUAAUUUUAUAAAUGUUGU
Molecule: messenger RNA, 1625 nt
Organism: Monomorium pharaonis (pharaoh ant)
Lineage: Eukaryota; Metazoa; Arthropoda; Insecta; Hymenoptera; Formicidae
Exons: 1
Coding region: 494-1603 (369 amino acids)
Source: RefSeq, a predicted model, not a curated record